This is a messenger RNA of Micropterus dolomieu (smallmouth bass), 1053 nucleotides long. RefSeq names its product stimulator of interferon response cGAMP interactor 1 (gene sting1). The transcript is spliced from 4 exons. Gene Ontology annotation, molecular function: cyclic-di-GMP binding; 2',3'-cyclic GMP-AMP binding. NCBI's taxonomy places the organism in Eukaryota, Metazoa, Chordata, Actinopteri, Centrarchiformes, Centrarchidae. Gene Ontology annotation, biological process: positive regulation of type I interferon production; activation of innate immune response; innate immune response. The annotation marks the transcript as partial. The record is from RefSeq and is a predicted model, not a curated record. Gene Ontology annotation, cellular component: endoplasmic reticulum membrane; autophagosome.
UCUGAUUUUGAUUCUGUGGUUGGUGUGCAGGGCCCGUCAGAGGUGGAGGUGUCAGACAUCUGCGAGCGGAGAAAGAUGAACGUGGCCCACGGCUUGGCCUGGUCCUUUUACCUGGGCUAUCUGCGACUCGUGCUACCGCAUUUGGAGGAUUCCAUCACAGCAUUUCAUGCCACCCAUCAGGCCAGCAGCCCCUUCAGGAGUCGUGGCUCCAGGAAGCUCCUUAUUCUCAUACCUCUCAACGCCAACAUUUCUCACAAGCUGGAGGACGAGGACGACAACAUCCAUUUCUAUGACAACUUACCCAACAAUGAAAUAAACAGGGCGGGAGUCCGGGGGCGGGUCUACAAGCACAGCGUCUACAGAGUACUGGACGGGGAUGGAAAGGCCCAUGAGUGUGUGGUGGAGUAUGCAACGCCUCUGCUAACGCUUUACAGCAUGUCCCAGGAGAGCAGCGCUGGUUUCGGGGAGCCUGAGCGCAGACAGCAGGUUCUGCUCUUCUACAGGACCCUGCAGGACAUACUGGAUCACUCGCUGGAGUGUCGCAACCGCUACACACUCAUCCUGCUCAAAGAUGAGCAAGAGGACGACCCUCACUUCCUGUCCAAGGCCAUCCUCAGACACCUGCAGCAGCAGGAGAAAGAGGAGUUCUGCCUCACCCCACCCCCUCACCAGGAGACGGAGCACCCGUUGUCGAGUACUCCAAGUUCCCUCCCCAUAAACAAUUACUGGCACCACCCCGACCCAAUGAGCAGGGAGCCCACGCUCAUGUUUAGCCUGGAGAGACCUCUGCCUCUCAAAGAACCUGUUGAGAACACCGACGAUUAUCAAGGAAGACAAUAAACACUGUUUUGUCAUAGUAUAGUCUUGUUAUACAUAUACCAGCCUGACAGAUAAUAGCAAUUUAAAAAAUUGACCACACCUUUGCUUAGCAGAAGAGUUAUGUUUCAUUUGACCGUCUCUGUGUUUAAUGGUUUAGUGAGUGACUAUUGCCAGAGUCUCUGGCAACAGUAUUAUGUGUCAUUGUGACCAACAUUAAAGGUUAAGUAUAUAAUA